GCCCGCUCAAUUUGUAAACUGCAACGCCAUCAGUUACGCGAAACUAGAAGUUGGAAUCAGCGCGAGGAGAUGCCGUUUCUUUUGUUGGUAACACUACGCGAUAUUGACGUGUUUAUUUGAAAUCGCGUGUGCCGUUUUUUUGUUGACACACAUUUGACUUUUAACCUGAGCACAAGGAUCUAUUUACGCAUAGCGAAUUCAAUGAUGAUCGUUGUGUAUAUUUUGCUCGACGAAUCUCGGCAAGUAAGGCGAUCUGUUUGAGAAAGAAUUCCGCUGAAUUCGCGCGAGAAACGGGCGAGCGAAAAAGCAAACAUUCGCUCUUUUUUCGCUCAAAAAUACACACAUCGUUCAGGGUACAAAUUCCUUGCGGUUCGGCAAAAAAUAAGUUCACGGACGUUGAGCAACAGCGUGUAUUACGUGCAUAUACGUGUGUUCAGGAGAAACGAGCGUAGUCAAGACCAAUUAUUUAAUACGUCGGAGCGUGCAAUGAUUUUGCACUCGCGAACGGUCGCCGAUCAAUGUCACGCGUGUCCACCGACACCGGCCGAAAAUGCGAGUGGGCGUAAAAUCGCCGGCGGGCCCGACGGUAUUGCUGCGCGUCGUCACAACUAACCUAGAAGAAUCGACGCAUCGACCGCGCGCCCGUAAAUAGAUAUACGUCGUGUCGAGAUCGUCAUGAAUCGCGGCGUCUGUACGUGCCAUUUGUCAGCGAUGUGGAAAUUCGGCGUGAUCGUUGGCCGCGCAACGUCCGUUGGAUCGUACAGUUUAUAGGUUAUCUUCCGAGAAUUCGAACCGUCGUGCACACAGUUUACAUCAUCCGUCACUUUAUUACACGCGACGACGCGUAUCGGUGUACAAAGUACUGUGCGUAGAGAAGCGACGUGAGAGAUUUAUCGACGGCAUAUCAGUUUGCGCUCCAGUCCGUCAUGUACCUUGCGACGAUCAAGCCACUCGAAUCCUUCCUGUCAAUAGCUAUCCCUUGUCCUGGUUUCACUAACAGCAAUAUAAAAGAACAAAAGUAUCUUGGAAGAACUUUUGAUCUACAUAAGUAAUUGAUAUAAUGUGCUUGUGACUAAGUGUAGAUCUUUUACACAUUUAUUGGAAAAAAAAUAAUGUUUAGAAUUAUUAUAUAUCUUUGUAUAACCUGACUGUAUUGAAAAUGCAAGCCAAGAAACGCUAUCUACUGUUGUUUGUAACAUGUGCGUUUCUUGGUUACUGCUAUUUUGGUGGAUAUCGUUUAAAAAGCGAAAAGUGGACAGGCAAAUCUCAGUUGCCUUAUGAGCGAUUGCCUUCAUAUAUAAGUCUAAAUGAAGAGUUUUAUGACAAAGAUUUAAAGACAUCCAGUGGCUCGUUUGCUAUGUCUCAACGUACGAGACAGUGCCGCAUGGAAACUUGCUUUGACUUUACAAGAUGCAAGCAUGGUUUCACUGUAUAUGUAUACCCUGUUGAGGAUGUGAUAAGUCCAUUAUACCAAAAAAUAUUAAAUGUUAUCACUGAGUCGAGAUAUUACACAUCAGACCCAUCAAGGGCAUGUAUAUUUGUCUUAGCUCUGGAUACAUUAGAUAGGGAUCCUUUAUCCACUGAAUUUGUACACAAUUUACCCUCCAAACUGAUGCAUCUGCCAUAUUGGAACAAUGGAAGAAAUCACUUGAUAUUUAACUUGUAUUCUGGCACGUGGCCAGAUUAUGCGGAAGAAUCUCUGGCUUUUGAUGUUGGCUAUGCCAUGUUAGCUAAAGCCAGCAUGUCCAUCUUCAGACACAGACCGGAUUUUGAUAUUUCAAUACCUUUGUUUGGCAAACAACAUCCGGAACGUGGUGGAGAACCUGGACAGGCAUUAGAAAAUAAUUUUCCUAACAAUAAGAAAUACGUGGCAGCUUUUAAGGGAAAGCGAUAUGUGCACGGUAUUGGAUCUGAGACAAGAAAUGCUCUUUAUCAUCUUCAUAACGGCAAAGAUUUGGUGUUCGUUACAACUUGUCGUCAUGGUAAAGCUUGGAGAGAAUUGCAAGAUGAACACUGUCAGCAAGAUAAUCAGGAAUAUGAUACAUAUGACUAUGAAAUUUUGUUAAUGAAUGCUACGUUUUGUCUUGUUCCGCGAGGGCGACGAUUAGGCAGCUUUCGAUUUUUGGAAGCUCUGAGAGCAGGAUGUAUUCCAGUUAUUUUAAGUAAUGGUUGGGCUCUUCCUUUUCACGAACGUAUCGAUUGGACUCAGGCUGUCAUAUUUUCCGAUGAGAGAUUGUUACUUCAAAUUCCAGAUAUAGUACGGUCUGUGUCCAAUGUACAAAUUCUUAAAUUACGACAACAGACACAAUUUUUAUGGGAGAGAUAUUUUUCGUCCAUUGAGAAAAUUGUAUUUACCGUAUUCGAGAAUAUUCGCGAACGUUUGCCAUGGGAAGGUACGCGGGAAAGAAUUGUCUGGAAUACCAAUCCUGGGGCACUUGCUAUUUUACCGCAGUUUGCUGACAGUCAGCAAGAACUUCCUUUUUCAAACAGUAAUCCUGGUAAUACUUUCACUGCCAUAAUCUAUUCGCAAUUGGGAUCUACUGCUGUUCUUUAUCGCUUGCUUAAGAGUCUUUCGAAAAGCAAAUAUCUAGAUAAAAUAAUACUUAUGUGGAACUCGGAUAUCCCGGUGCCAAGAAAACCGCGUUGGCAGGGUAUCAAAGCGUCAAUUAACGUUGUCGCAGUCGACGGUAUAUCCCAACGUUUUUAUCCGCAUCCAUUAAUCAAAACUAGUGCCAUAUUAUCGCUCGAUGAAGAUGCUACUCUAAACACCGACGAGAUCGACUUCGCUUUUACGGUUUGGCGUUCGUUUCCCGAUCGUAUAGUAGGCUAUCCAGCGAGAUCUCAUUAUUGGGAUGACUCAAAGCGUUCUUGGGGUUACACGAGUAAAUGGACAAAUGACUACAGUAUCAUUCUGACUGGUGCUGCUUUUUAUCAUCGCUACUACAAUACUUUGUAUACCGAAUUAUUAAGCUCGACUCUUCACAAAACUGUGGAACAGUCGCAGAAUUGCGAAGAUAUACUGAUGAAUUUUCUGGUAAGUCACGUGACUCGAAGACCGCCCAUCAAAGUGACGCAGCGCAAGCUGUACAAAGACACCGCGGUAGCCGGAAUCAGAUCCCCGUGGAACGACCCAGAUCAUUUCAUACAGCGACAAACGUGCAUGAACACAUUUGUCGCUGUAUUCGGAUAUAUGCCUCUAUUGCGAUCUAAUAUGCGACUGGAUCCUGUUUUGUUCAAAGACUCCGUGAGCAAUCUGCGCAAAAAAUAUAGGCAGAUUGAACUAGUUAGUAAUUAGAAGUGUACACACCUCUCGAUUAAACGCAGCUAUUUAAUUUUUCACUUGUAUGUCAAUAUGCGAAUUACGCUUUAUGAUAUGAUACUAGGAUCUGUCUCUUUUGACGCACCUGUUGUUUCUAUGUUGAAUAGAACGGAUAUGUAUAUCCGCGCGGUUUUAGAAGGGGAAACAGGUAAAAGAAAUAGAAAUAGAAUGUUGGGAAAGUGCAGCUAAAAGAAACAGACUGUUAUCAUACAGCGUCACUAACAUGCGAGUGCAUGUAAAUGUGCGAGGAAAUGCAUUUACAUGAGAACUACGUUAUAGUAGAUUAUCGGUGUCGGGCAGUAAAUCAAAGUCCGUAAUUCAGCAAGAACGCGUGGUAAUUUCCAGCGAUUUAUUUGAAAAUCAUUUUGUACAAACUUGUAGAAUUGUAACGAUGCCGCGUUUUUAUUUGAUGAUGUUUUGCAUGACUAUGAUCCGCUGUGGGGCAAUAUUUCAUUGUACAAAUCAAUACAAAUCGUUUUAUAGGUAUUGACGAAGGGAAAUGUUAUUUAACAAAUUAGUUGACAAACACACCUGAACUUUUUACACCGGUCAUUCAUCAGUGUUUAUGUGAUUUGAUAAUAUAGAAGGAAGAAUCAAAUGUUUCCGUCAAACGCGCUUUGUACAAUGAUUAUUCGAUACUUCAGAGUAUCUACUACUUUAGAGAAAAUUUGGAAAUAUUUGUAGAGACAAAUUUUUAUCCUUGGUGGUAUAAGAACUUUCACUCGUAUAUCAUUACAGAAUUUUCUCUAAAAUUGUAGAUACUCUAUAUCUUGAAAUAAAAAUUGCAGAAAUAUCAUUUGUAUGUAUAAUAAUAUUUUUAAUCAUAAAGGUUUGCGAAUGUUUUUCUAUCCAAAAAUAUAUAUAUAUAUUUCGUGUACAAUUAUUCUCUAGAUUAGAAAAAUGUAAAAAGAUCGGGAAAAAAAUCUAGAAUAGAUUUUGUCAAGUGCUUUUUGAUAGUGAUGAUGUAAAAGUCAAUCAAUAUUUGUAUCGGAGAGAAAGUCAAAAGCAUUUGUGUUUAUAUUUAAAAAAUAAUUGUAAAUCAUUUAGGCUUUUUUAUUGAAACAAUUAAUAUCAAUUUUUUUCUUUAUUGUUUUUUUUUUCCUUUCAAUUAACGCUUUUAUUCGUUACAGACUAUACUUUCUACGUUUGCAACUGCAUUUAAAAUCCUACUUCUUUAAUAACGUAUUUAUUCGGAUAUACUGCCGAGUUCUCUCAGGAACGUUUAGAAGGACGAUUUCUCUAUCAAAGUGUCGCAACAAUAUCUAGUCGUUUACACCGAUAUAUGUUGUUAAGGUAAAAGAAUGAAAUUAUAUGUAUCCUAAUCCUUCGGUUAGAAAAAAAAACAAGUGUAAUAUGACAUGUGUUCGUCUACGUAUUCUGAAGACGGAAGCUGUAUAAACUGUAUGUUGUGAUAUAUAUAAUUUUCAUUUAUUGUGUGUUUCAUAAUUGGAAGAAAAUAGUAAAGAUAAUUUCUAUAAAAUAUUUCUGCAUAAUAAAUUUCUGAUGACUUAAGACGUGCACGUAUAUGUUUUGAAUCAAAAGCAAAAUUAUUAGUUGAACAAUUCUCAUAUUUGUUAUACUUUUAAUAAUAUAUAAUAUAUGCAAUCAUUGUUUAUUAAUAAUUUCGACAGUGGGGAUUAUAUAUCUAUU
Pseudomyrmex gracilis is the source of this 4969-nucleotide messenger RNA. RefSeq names its product exostosin-1 (gene ttv). Gene Ontology annotation, cellular component: membrane. The transcript is spliced from 11 exons. The coding region runs from base 1160 to 3295 and encodes 711 amino acids. Lineage: Eukaryota; Metazoa; Arthropoda; Insecta; Hymenoptera; Formicidae. The record is from RefSeq and is a predicted model, not a curated record. Gene Ontology annotation, molecular function: glycosyltransferase activity.